AUGAGAAAAGAAGUUAAAUUCAUAGUAUGGGGGCAUGUGAUGUUGGUGAUGUUUUUGGUCUGGUAUACGUUUGACUUGAUUACGUUGUUACAUGACGAUAGCUUCAGCGAUGCGCUUUUGGACGUGGAGUUGAACCCUACGAAUGGGGUACUUGAUAAGCCGACUAUUAUCCCUAAGAUUAUUCACCAAACGUACAAGACAAACCAGAUUCCUGAGAUUUGGAAGCCAGGGCAGCAAGCGUGUGUGGACUUGCACCCAGAUUACCAGUACAUUUUGUGGACUGACGAUAUGUCGAGGGAGUUCAUUGCGGAGGAAUACCCAUGGUUUUUGGAAACGUGGGACUCGUACCCAUAUCCAAUCCAACGGGCAGAUGCCAUUCGUUACUUUGCUUUGGUGCACUAUGGGGGAGUCUACAUCGAUCUUGAUGACGGGUGUGAACGUCGUCUUGAUCCUCUUUUGACCGUGUCGGCGUUUGUGCGUAAGACAAUUCCUACGGGUAUUUCGAACGACGUCAUGGGUUCUGUCCCUAGACACCCGUUCUUCUUGAAAGUUUUGGACAGCUUAAAACCCUACAAAAAGAACUGGUUGGUGCCUUACGUCACCAUCAUGUAUACGACAGGGCCUUUGUUCUUGUCGGUUAUUUGGAAACAGUACAAGCGUUGGGGGGUUCCAGAAGCGGGCAAAGUUCGUAUUUUGCUUCCAGAAGACUACAAGACACACAAAUACUCGUUCUUCGCCAUUGCACCAGGCUCGUCGUGGCAUCUUGACGAUGCCAAGUUCGUGAAAUCGCUUGCUAACCACAUCGGAUUAGCAGUAUUUGGCGGGUUUGUAAUUGCGGGCAUAUUUUUUUUCUUGGAAUACUUGUUAUAUUUGCUUGUCAUUUCCAACGGAUUCAAGAAGUUAAUGAAGAAAUUUACUUCGUUAUUCACUCCGUUGAACAAGUAUAUGCCUCUCAAUAGUCGCAGCAAGACUUUGAAGAAAAGGGCCAGAAAGGAUUCAAAUUUACCAGCUGAAGUUGAUUUUGACAAUGACAAAGCUAUGGUUUAG
Molecule: messenger RNA, 1047 nt
Organism: Debaryomyces hansenii CBS767
Lineage: Eukaryota; Fungi; Ascomycota; Pichiomycetes; Serinales; Debaryomycetaceae
Gene: MIT1
Product: mannosylinositol phosphorylceramide synthase catalytic subunit
Exons: 1
Coding region: 1-1047 (348 amino acids)
Biological process (GO): mannosyl-inositol phosphorylceramide biosynthetic process
Molecular function (GO): mannosyltransferase activity
Source: RefSeq, a predicted model, not a curated record